This is a messenger RNA of Kickxella alabastrina, 1314 nucleotides long. RefSeq lists its product as uncharacterized. The record is from RefSeq and is a predicted model, not a curated record. NCBI's taxonomy places the organism in Eukaryota, Fungi, Kickxellomycota, Kickxellomycetes, Kickxellales, Kickxellaceae. The transcript has a single exon. Bases 120 to 1169 code for a protein of 349 amino acids.
UUAUAUUCAAAAAACACGACAAAAUAUCCUACAUUUUUAACACAAAUUGUUUCCACAAAACACAUUCCAGAUAGUUUUGUAAUUAUACCCGCCAAAAUCUACAGCCAAAUUUUACAACCAUGAUGCUUGGCGGACUUUUGGGCGGAGGCCUCAUACCUUCACAAAACCUCUAUGACCCAAUAUCGUCGCAGCGGAUAGUCCUGCAACGCAAUGCCAACUACGUACUGCGCGUGCGCGCAGGACCUGAUAUGCAGCACCUCGAGACUAUAGACGUCAACUACGAGCGAACACCGAUGCUGAUCGACACGCCGCACUUCAAGGGCUAUAUUACCGUGCGCGUCUUUGGAUUCAACGGACUCAUGUCCGAUCCAUGCCACCCACCGCCCGCGCAGGCCGAGUACUUUGCCAACGGGUUCAGCCGCAAGGCCCUCUAUUCAAUCCAGGUUGUUGGCCAGUUUAUAGGCCACGGGUUGACCGCCGAUAAUAUAAUGUUUGGCAAUUAUUUCGAUCAACGUCUCCCGCUUCCGCCCUUCACGGGUCUUUUUGAGUGGUUCAUGAGGCGCAUGGACCGGACUCUUGUCCUGGACAUGAAAUCUGACACACCCUCGGCUACCAGCCCGCUGCUAUCCACCGUGCAAAAGCUAUCCUACUGGAAGAGCGACUUGCAUGGCUCAGAGAGAGAGCAGGUUCCCGAGAUAAACAACAAGAUCAUCCGCCAAAUCCAGCCCAUCGACGGCGCCUUUGACUCGGACGGUCGCGUAGCCGAGUACUUCCCCAUCAAGGAUACGUUGAACAAGGACAGCAAGAAACGCCGCCGACAUUUUGAGAAAUCCUCCCGCCGGCAGCGCUGGAAGAUCAAACCCGAUGAGACAUAUGCGUUUGAUUUUUAUUCGCCCUUCAUUGAUGUCAACCACCAGUGCGUUCGUAUGCCUAAUUCAGUCGUCGAGCCAAUGCCAUUUUUCAACGGCGAUAUGCCCUUGCGCUAUGAGUGCCGCACGAGGGAUAAUCGCCGGACAUUCUUUAUUGUGCAGUUUGAGCUGAUCCCGGCUUCGAGGACCCGACCACUCAGCUCGCUCCACCAUGGCGAUCGGCCCAGGCGCCAGUACCGCGACAGUGGCUAUGAGAGAGAGAUUCUUGAUCCCCCUCCUCCGUAUACUGAAGAGGCGUAGAUUAGAUCAGGCGCUUGCAUGUGGGUGGCCGCGGAAUGAGUUUUUUGCGUGUCUAUCACUCACGUGUAAAAAAAUAACAGUAAAAAUAAUCGGGAAUACAUUUUUUUAAAAAUUCAUGUGAAUAUCAAUUUAUCAAUUAAAAUAG